Messenger RNA from Bombina bombina (fire-bellied toad), 4073 nucleotides. RefSeq names its product RAB1A, member RAS oncogene family (gene RAB1A). The transcript is spliced from 6 exons. Gene Ontology annotation, molecular function: GTP binding; GTPase activity. The coding region runs from base 266 to 883 and encodes 205 amino acids. Lineage: Eukaryota; Metazoa; Chordata; Amphibia; Anura; Bombinatoridae. The record is from RefSeq and is a predicted model, not a curated record.
UUUCCUGGUUUCGGCCGGCAGCCAUUUUGGGGUUACAGAGAGCUGGGUUUGAGGCUGUUCCUUUGGUUUUGGGGGGUUAAUCCCGGUUUUGAAGGGGGGAAUAAGUAUUUACAUAUACAUAUUUUACCCUUUUCUUUGUACUGAGUUUUCUUUUAUUUUUUAAUUUGUCCCCUCGCCUUCUACGACCCUGUUGUGCUUAAGACGCGUCGGGUCUGCUGUUUUUUUGUGUGUGUGUUUUUGCUGAAGCGGACGGGAGACCAGUGACAUGUCCAGCAUGAAUCCCGAAUAUGACUAUUUAUUCAAAUUGCUUCUGAUUGGAGACUCUGGUGUAGGAAAGUCUUGUCUGCUGCUCAGGUUUGCUGAUGACACAUACACAGAAAGUUACAUCAGUACAAUCGGUGUUGAUUUUAAAAUCAGGACUAUAGAAUUAGAUGGAAAAACAAUCAAACUUCAAAUAUGGGAUACAGCCGGUCAGGAAAGAUUUCGAACGAUCACAUCCAGCUAUUACAGAGGUGCCCAUGGAAUUAUAGUUGUGUAUGAUGUCACAGACCAGGAGUCCUUUAACAAUGUAAAACAGUGGCUUCAAGAGAUAGAUCGCUAUGCCAGUGAAAAUGUUAACAAGUUGUUGGUAGGGAACAAAUGUGAUCUGACUACAAAGAAAGUAGUGGACUACACAACAGCAAAGGAAUUUGCAGACUCACUCGGUAUUCCAUUUUUGGAAACAAGUGCAAAGAAUGCAACAAAUGUAGAGCAGGCUUUCAUGACAAUGGCGGCUGAGAUUAAAAAGCGAAUGGGACCCGGAGCGACAUCUGGUGGAGCAGAGAAGUCAAACGUCAAAAUCCAGAGCACUCCAGUCAAGCAGUCCAGCGGCGGUUGCUGCUAAAACGGCCUGUCCCCCAUCAGUUCCUUUCCCUCCUCACAACAGUGAAAUCUCAAUCUGAACCUAAGUGACAAAACAAAAAUUGCCUGAAUUGUACUGUAUGUAGCCGCACUACAACAGAAUCUUACCGUCUCCCCAAAGGUCAGCGAUUGUAAUCGUUCAACACUGACUUUUUUUUUUAUGCCCUUGACUCAAGACAGCUAACUUCAUUUUCAGAACUAUUUUAAACCUUAAUUCCUCCUUCCCCUCCCUGUGUGCUGGUUUCUUGAUUGUUUGUAACCCUUGUUGCUUUACUAAUACCAGAUGGUAUCUCCCUGUGGUUGCUUGAUACCUUAUUUUUUUUCCCUUCCCAUUUUUGACAUUUCUAUUGGCAUGUUUAGGUGUCAGGUUUAGUCUUCUGAAGAUGAAGUUCAGCCAUUUUGUAUCAAACAGCACAACAGUGUCUGUCAGUUUCCAUGCAUCAAUAAAGUUUAGUGAGAUGUUAUAUGUAAGAUCUGAUUUUGCUAGUUAUUUCUUGUAGAGUUGUAAAUGGAAAGAUUACACUAUCUGAUUGAUCUUUUAGCUGACAGAGGAGCCUGCAGUUAAUUUAUUGUCAUGCAGGCAUCUCUGGCAGCAAAAGUGUGAAUAGUUUCUUCAUACUCUGCAUAUAAUUUGUGGCUGCAGAUCAUUGUAAUUUGUUGCACACAAUGUAACAAACAACUGAAGAAAUGUUUAAUAAAUAUUGUACUUAUUGGAAUUAAUAACAAACUGUAUGGUGAUAAGUAUUGUCUUAAUUCAUCUAGUAAUCGGAAAUGAAGGUAUUUAGUAUUUCUGCCUCCGUUUGGCUGAAUCUGUGCCCUUAUGUGUAAUCUGAAGUUUGAAAUUGGGUACCCAUAUUCAAAACUAACAUGCUUAACUAACCCAAUCAAUUGCAACCACUAUGUUGCUUCAGGUGGACUUAGUAAUGCAGGAGAAGUAGGUUGACUAGAAAACUGUAAGUGGCGGUUAAAUACAUUUAGUUUGAAUGUACAGUGUUUGCCCUGUUUAAAUCACUGAAAAAAGUACAUUUUCUGUAGCUAUUUCCAUCGUUUUAUUUAAAAACGAUUUUACAGAAGUGUAAAACAGUGAAAAUGUCAGUGAUGUAAUUUUGCCAUUACGUUUAUAUAUGCUGUUCCAUUCUUUUCAUUAAUCAUUGUUUCACUUUUUAUUAAAUAAGUUUAGCCCAACACCUCAUGACAGUUAUUUAGUUCUAAGCUUGCUAUAUGUAAAGUGUGAUUAAAAAACAGAAACAGGUGAAAGCUUGCGUUGAAAUAUAGGCAGCACGCAGCUGAAAAUCUCUGUAAAAAUGCAAUACAUUUUUGUAUUUUGCUAGUGGCUUAAAUGGAUUGGACAAUCAGUCCUGUCAGAUGUAUAUAGCUAUAUUAAACCUUCUGUGGAUGGCGUAUAAUAUUACUAACUUGAUGCUACCAAUACAGAUUGAACCACAUUACCUUACUGAAAUAAAACUGUUUAACAUUAAAUGUGUAAUUGGAACUUAUAUUAGAAACAAGUUACCUUUUGGCUGUAACACACUGGAGUACUAUUUAAGGUGUACCCCAUAUCAACCAUGAUCGUUAAUUGAGUUAAAAACAGAGCAUCUUAGGUGUUUUCGAUAGCUACUAAUCUGUGCACAUAGAACGGCUCGCCUCCAGAUUUACCUCUUCAUGUGAUGCUGCAAAAGACGCAACCAACCUUGCAUGACGUUUUUAUAUCAUUACUUAAUAAUCAGUUCAUUUAAGCACACUGCUGUGUAUAUUAUACUUAAUCCCAGUGAAGAAAUGCUGAAGCAAAAUUCAAGAAAUGAGUGAACCUAAGCACUGUAGAAUAGUUAAUAGUAUAUUGUCAUCUAAUUCUACAAGGCUUUAGCCACAUGGGAGUGUGGAAUCCUCUUGCAUUUUAUUUUAAUAAAAUUAAUAUAUUUAGGGGUUUUCCAAUUAUUUAUUUUUUUUUUUUAUUUUAAAUGGAAUCCUUUUAAAAUUUCUUAAACAUUCCGCAAAAAUAAAGCACUCAUCUUUAGGUAAACAUUGAAAAGGGUUGUCAAUCUUUAUUUGCUUAAAAAAGCUUGGAGAAACUUUUACUGUAAAAUCUGGUUAUAAAGAUUUACCAUAACAGUUUAAGACUUGCAACAGUUAAAACAUUGCAGUGUUUUAGGCACACAAUAUUAGCUUCAUUUAACAGAUUUCAAAAAAACAGAAAUAUGUGAAUUACAUCUCAGUGUUGCAUGUUAAUCCAAUCUGGUUUUAACUUCUGUAAAUUUAUUUCUGGUAUCAAAAUUCUGGAAUAACAGCUUUCUCUAUCUAGAAAGUUUUUUUUUUUUGUUUUGGUUUUUUUAUUCCCCCCCCCCCUACAUUGGAACGAUGCAACUUCUUUAAGGCUUGAAAAUGUUCUCAUUGUUUUAUUUAAAAGACAAUGUUUAAGUAAUUUUGGAUGACAAAUUUUGUUACAUUUCUGGUGUUGAAAUCUCCUUCCAGUAGUUUUGCUCUAAAAUAAAAACACAAAAAGAAAGAGUUAUGGCUUCUUGGAGUUUUCUAAGGAAUUGCUAAUUAACAAUGAUUAUUAAUCAAACAAUGGAAAUGUAAAAAAUAUCCUCUGACACAAUACAUUUAUGUAAUGAUGCAGCUAAAUUCAAGAGACUGAGAAGACCUUAUUGUCAAGGAGCUAGGUAGGGCCUGUCGUUUGAGAUCUGCAUCCACAUCAUGUUACUUUUUUUUUUUGUUUGAAUUUCAGGCAUACUCAGGCGUUUCUUUUUGGUGCAAUACUAUUACAAACCUGAUUUAGAUUUAUCUGUACAUGCAUGUAGGGCCCCACAUUUGUUUUUCUACAUCUAGAAGCUCGGCAAACCUGUGCCUCUCAAGAUUGUGCACUUUGCAUGCAUUUUAUUGCCACUUUAAGAUUUUGCUGUAUUUUUUGGGGCAACACCUUUUGCCUGAUUUAAAAAACAAAACAAAAAUGCAGUCUCCCUGUAGCUAAUGCUGCAUUCAUAUCCAUACCACUAAAUUUAAUUCACUACUGUUUAUAUGAUUUCUUCUAUCUCCUUACCUAGACUGUACACACAUUAGGUAAGGACACCCCUGUAAAUUUAUGUGCUUGUAAAACAUCUGUGUGUGAUUUUUAUUGUCCUGUAUUGUUCCAUCUAUGUAUACAAGCUGUCCACAAAUAAAAUUAUAAGAACUGA